Molecule: messenger RNA, 561 nt
Organism: Rotaria sp. Silwood2
Lineage: Eukaryota; Metazoa; Rotifera; Eurotatoria; Philodinida; Philodinidae
Source: the annotation of a GenBank genome assembly
AUGUCAAAAACUAUACGACAAAAAAUUGCUCAUGCUAUUCAAACUAUUCGAUCAUCAUCAUCACAAGAAAAACAAACUUCUCCUAAGCCAAAAAUCUCAUCUUGUUGUUCUGUAUCAAAACCAAAAGAUUAUGAAUAUAUUUCAUAUGAAUUAAAACAAUCAUCACGAAAAAGUGAUUAUGUCGAUUUGAGUGAAUGUCAUUCAUGGUCUUUAUCUUGUUCAAAAGAUUCAGGAAUUUCAUAUGAUAAAAAUAUAUCAUCAAUAAGUUCAUCAAAUGAAAAUUUUCAUCAAUUUCAAUCAACAAGAAUACAUUCAGAUGAUUCAAAUUCUCAUUUAAGUUUAUCUAAUUUAAGUUCAAUUCCAAAUGAUCAAUUGAAUAUAUCAAAUUUUGAUGUUACUGCAUGGUAUACAGUUCCAACAUCAUUUGAAUGUUGUCAUUGUCAUUGUCAUCAUCAUGUUAAUACAGGUCAUUUACAAAAUCCAACUAAUAAUUAUUUAUAUUUUCCACAACAACAUGAAGAAAAACGAACAAAAAAUCAAAUUUUUCCUUUAAUUUUUUGA